Molecule: messenger RNA, 2083 nt
Organism: Chrysochloris asiatica (Cape golden mole)
Lineage: Eukaryota; Metazoa; Chordata; Mammalia; Afrosoricida; Chrysochloridae
Gene: NLK
Product: nemo-like kinase
Exons: 11
Coding region: 241-1827 (528 amino acids)
Biological process (GO): intracellular signal transduction; protein phosphorylation
Cellular component (GO): cytoplasm; nucleus
Molecular function (GO): ATP binding; MAP kinase activity
Source: RefSeq, a predicted model, not a curated record
CUUUUUCUUUUCUUUUUCAUUUUCUUUUAUUUUUUUGGCAACCCACACCCUUCCACGCACACUCACCCCAAAAUUAAACACCAAGAUCCUCUCCCUUGUUUGGAUUGACUGAUGAAGACAUAAAAGCCAGUUUCCGCUCUAUGUUUUUAGAGGUGGAGUGAGUGGUUUUCUUCAUUUUUAAAUGGCCAAAUGACAGCUUGACCCAGUUUGCUUUCCAAUCAAAGGGCAUUUUUUUUUUGAAUGUCUCUUUGUGGCACAAGAGCCAACGCAAAAAUGAUGGCGGCUUAUAAUGGCGGUACAUCUGCAGCAGCAGCAGCAGGUCACCACCACCACCAUCACCACCACCUUCCACACCUCCCUCCUCCUCACCUUCACCACCACCACCACCCGCAACACCAUCUUCAUCCAGGGUCGGCUGCUGCUGUUCAUCCUGUCCAGCAGCAUACGUCUUCGGCAGCUGCGGCAGCGGCCGCAGCGGCCGCAGCUGCAGCCAUGUUAAACCCUGGACAACAACAACCAUAUUUCCCAUCACCGGCACCGGGUCAGGCCCCUGGACCAGCUGCAGCAGCCCCAGCUCAGGUACAGGCUGCCACAGCUGCUACAGUUAAGACUCACCAUCAUCAGCACUCGCAUCAUCCGCAACAGCAGCUGGAUAUUGAGCCAGAUAGACCUAUUGGAUAUGGAGCUUUUGGUGUUGUCUGGUCAGUAACAGAUCCAAGAGAUGGAAAGAGAGUAGCACUCAAAAAGAUGCCCAACGUCUUCCAGAAUCUGGUCUCUUGCAAAAGGGUCUUCCGGGAAUUGAAGAUGUUGUGUUUUUUUAAACAUGAUAAUGUACUCUCUGCCCUUGACAUUCUCCAACCUCCGCACAUUGACUAUUUUGAAGAAAUAUAUGUUGUCACAGAAUUGAUGCAGAGUGACCUACAUAAAAUUAUCGUCUCUCCUCAACCACUCAGCUCAGAUCAUGUCAAAGUUUUUCUUUAUCAGAUUUUACGAGGUUUGAAAUAUCUCCAUUCAGCUGGCAUUUUACAUCGAGACAUUAAGCCAGGGAAUCUCCUUGUGAACAGCAACUGUGUUCUAAAGAUUUGUGAUUUUGGAUUGGCCAGAGUGGAAGAAUUAGAUGAAUCCCGUCAUAUGACUCAGGAAGUUGUUACUCAGUAUUAUCGGGCUCCGGAAAUCCUGAUGGGCAGUCGUCAUUACAGCAAUGCUAUUGACAUCUGGUCUGUCGGCUGUAUCUUUGCAGAACUACUAGGACGAAGGAUCCUGUUUCAGGCGCAGAGUCCCAUUCAGCAGUUGGAUUUGAUCACGGAUCUGUUGGGCACACCGUCACUGGAAGCAAUGAGGACGGCUUGUGAAGGCGCUAAGGCACACAUACUCAGGGGUCCUCAUAAACAGCCAUCUCUUCCUGUACUUUAUACCUUGUCAAGCCAGGCUACACAUGAAGCUGUUCAUCUCCUUUGCAGGAUGUUGGUCUUUGAUCCAUCCAAAAGAAUAUCCGCUAAGGAUGCCUUAGCCCACCCCUACCUAGAUGAAGGGCGACUACGCUAUCACACGUGUAUGUGUAAAUGUUGCUUUUCCACCUCUACUGGAAGAGUGUAUACCAGUGACUUUGAGCCCGUCACCAAUCCCAAAUUUGAUGACACUUUUGAGAAGAACCUCAGUUCUGUUCGACAGGUUAAAGAAAUUAUCCACCAGUUCAUUUUGGAACAACAGAAAGGAAACAGAGUGCCUCUCUGCAUCAACCCUCAGUCUGCUGCUUUUAAGAGCUUUAUUAGUUCCACUGUCGCUCAGCCGUCUGAGAUGCCCCCAUCUCCUCUGGUGUGGGAAUGACGGUGGAGGAUAAUGUACUACUGAAGAUGUCAUGUAGCUUUCCACUGGAGUCUGGGAUUUGCAAUUCUGGAGGUUAAUCAUGCUUGUACUGUAAUUUUACUAAUGAAGUUUUAAAUUAACAACCACUACUUGUAUGAUAUGAAUAAUAUUUAGAAAUGUUACUAGACUUUUAAUCUUGUAAAGUGGUUGUGCUUUUAGAAACAUAUUUUACCCAGAGUUGCACAUGUUUUAUGAAUUCAGUGCAGCUGUUAUGGCU